This is a messenger RNA of Clavispora lusitaniae ATCC 42720, 489 nucleotides long. RefSeq lists its product as uncharacterized. Gene Ontology annotation, biological process: autophagy; autophagosome assembly. Lineage: Eukaryota; Fungi; Ascomycota; Pichiomycetes; Serinales; Metschnikowiaceae. Gene Ontology annotation, cellular component: phagophore assembly site. The record is from RefSeq and is a predicted model, not a curated record.
AUGGUGGCAGACCAGCCCGAGCUAGAUGCCACAAUCGACCAAAAUAUUGACCAUCUUAUCAAGAAACACUUGGGCCACCAAUCUGCGCCACUGGAGGGCGUUUUGCUAGUGCAGUUUCUUGAUGAAAACCAGGCAAAAGCGAAAAAGAAAUCGGGCUGGUUCGGCCAGAUUACCGACGGGCGAAACGAUCUGGUCCCAUGGGAAACCUGGCGCAUUUUUGUCCAGUGUGCGCCGUUGGCCAGCCCUGAACAUCUUGCCUCUUUGACCGAUAAUACAAAGGCUUUCCUUCGGCCCUCCUUGGCGAGCUUUGAGCAGUGUCUCGAGCAAAUCACCUCCUAUGUUGAUCGUCACAAGGACCACAUUCCACCUAUCAUGACGUUAGACGUGGCUCCGUUCCCAUACAAGAUGGAGGUACUUGCAAAUGCGCAAGGCGCAAGGACAGGCGAAGACGAGUCUUGGAGCCAUUACAUCAAGAAAAUGAUGGACUAA